Molecule: messenger RNA, 4907 nt
Organism: Tricharina praecox
Lineage: Eukaryota; Fungi; Ascomycota; Pezizomycetes; Pezizales; Pyronemataceae
Product: translation initiation factor 4F, ribosome/mRNA-bridging subunit
Exons: 4
Coding region: 358-4755 (1465 amino acids)
Cellular component (GO): eukaryotic translation initiation factor 4F complex
Molecular function (GO): mRNA binding; protein binding; translation initiation factor activity
Source: RefSeq, a predicted model, not a curated record
UCUUCUCCUUCCCCCUCCUCCUCUUCUUCCUCGACAACUCGUCUUCCGCUCUGUUCCCAACACACGACACCCCCCGCAGCAGCCUCGCUUCGAAUUUACCCGCCACAGAACCAAGGCCAGCAAAAAGUCACAUCGGAAACCCUUGGUUUCCCCCUCCCCACCCCACCACUUCCGAUAACCACAAUCCGCACUAACUCCUCAACCCUAACCAACAACUCCCUCCCACCAACCAACAACCCCAGUCCGCCAAAGAAAAACAUCAACCCCCCUCCUUCACAAAAGCUCCAACACUUCCACCCUCCCUCACCUCCUACCUAACCACCCUUUCCCACGAUUACCAUUCACACACCUAAUCGAAUGACAAGCAUCGCCGUAAACUCUUCCUCCGCCGCUCCGCAGAAUUCCACGAACGCUCCCACUUCGUCGUCUACCGGUCCCGCACGCUCACCUUCAACAAGCGGUCAGUCUGCAUCUGCCGCCGUGCAGACCAGCGCCCCCGCCCCGCGAGCGACGUCGUACGCCAACGCCGUACUCAGCUCUAAGAAAGUACCGUCUGGACCCGGUGGCAACGCAGCUAGCUCUUCAAGCACUGCCCCAUCCCAAGUCUCUGGUGGUGCCGCUGGACAACAUGCCCGGUCCGCUUCGACUACGUCAGUACCGGUGAAUGGCAAAUCGAUAACUCCGGCUGUUCCUACACUCGGUAACAGUGGAAAUUCCAACGGCGCUUCUACACCUUUCAGUGGAGGACACCAUAGCCGCAAAUCCUCCAUUGCCACAAUGCCAAACGGUUCUUCACGAGGAGUUCCGAACAUCAAGUUCGGCACCAUCAACGAGUCCGGAACCGGACCGCAAACAUCGGGGUCCGCCGUCGCAGCAGGAAACAACAACAACCUGACUGCACCCAUGGCACAGAACCCGAGAGCAAGUUCCCCUUCACCAGCUGCCACCCAACCCUCUGCCAGUGGAGGUCUCCCACCUCCCCCCGGAGCUACCAAGCCUAUCCAGUUUGGCGAUACUAUCCCCCAACAGAGACACGUACAGCCUCAUUCGCACAAUCCGCCGCAAGGGCCAGGCUCGAUGGGUCGUGGUGGUGGUGGCGGUGGUGGUGGUGGCGGUGUGGGAGGACACAACCGGCAAGAUUCUGCUCAGUCCGAGGCUCCCAUCAACAUGUCUCACGGACGUGGAAUGGCUCCGGCGGGUCGAGGCCGCCCUCAUUUCACCCAAGGUCCAUACCAGAACCAGCAGUACGGAGGUGGUGGUGGAAACCAGAGUGGAUACGGCGCUGGACGGGGUUACCAGGGACAGAACCAGCACCAGCAACGCAACGGUCCGGCAAACAUGGGUGCUGCUGGCCCGUACCCGCAACAGCAAUUCUCCAACUCCCCUCGCGUUGUCCCGAGAAGUCCGGCGUUGUCGCACGUGUCCGCCCACCAAUCGCCUUCGAUGGCACCCGCUAUCCCUACCACUCAGCAGCUGUACCCUCAGCCCCACGGCCAGCCCUUUAUUCCCCAGGGCAGCCCGCAAGUGCAAUACAUGCAGCCGAUGUACCCCUCCGAACCCGCUUACUACCCUCAACAAUACGCGAUGGGCUACCAGCAGUUCACACAGACCAGCCCGGCGCCCGGUUAUUCGCAGCUGGUUCCCCAGAUGGGUGGAGGCGGAUUCCCGUACCCUCAGCAGAAUACAGCCAUGUCUCGCUCCUCGAGUCAAAACCCUGAGAUCCGGCCGUCCUCUAGCAUCGGGCAGCACGGACAGCACGCACAGCACGGACAUCCCCACGGGCCUCACGGCCAGAUGAUGAUGGGUGCCCCGCCUCAACACAUGGCCCCCCCUCCCCAGCAGAGUGCCCCUCUCCCACAACAGAACGCGUAUAGGGUUGUUCCCAAAUCAUCCAAAGCCAUUCCGAUCAGGGACCCAACCACCAAUGCCCCCAUCGUUCCCCAACCCACUACGCCGGUGGCGGCUGCAUCCAAUCCGGUUAUCGUUCAGUCGCCGAGUCCCGCGUCUGGCCGCACACCUUCUCGUCCCGAGACUCCUCACAAUCGUUCUACUAGUCGCAGCAACAAGACUGCCGAGGAUAAGAGGCGCGAGAUGCGUGAGCAGGUCAAGGCCAGGGCCAUGUUGACGGAUAAGAGGGCCGAAGAGGACAAGGAAGCUGCCGCCACUGUUGCGAAGGCGAAGGAAGAAGCCGAGGCCAAGGUCAAGGCCGAAGCCGAGGCCAAGGUCAAGGCCGAAGUAGAGGCCAAGGCUAAGGCCGAUGCGGAGGCCGAAGCCGAAGCCGAAGCCAAGGCCGAAGCCGAGGCCAAGGCCAAGACCGAAGCGGAAGCCAAGGCAAAGGAGGAACAGGAGGCCAAGGAGGCUGAGGAGGCGAAGGUAAAGGCUGAGGCCGAGGAGAAGGCAGCCAAAGAAGCCGAGGAGAAGGUAGCCAAGGAAGCCGAGGAGGCGGCCACCGCGGCGAAAGCCAAGGAGGAAGCAGAUGCCAAGGCUAAGGAGGAAGCAGAUGCUAAGGCCAAGGAGGAAGCCGAAGUCCGGGCUGAAGCCGAUGCCGCUGCGGAAGCUGCCAAGGCCGCGGAAGCAAAGGCCGAAGCCGAGAAGGAAGCACCCUCGACUCCUUCGGAAACCCCCAUGGUUUCUACUCCCGCAGAUGGCGAGUCCAUGCCGCCACCGUCGCUCAAGGCUGCCGAGAAGCCCCGUAGCAAGCCAAGUCCCCUCAACCUUCAGAUUCAGACCAACGAGUCGGGCCUGCCAUCCGCGCAGCUCACCCCACAGCUCACCGCGCUGCGCAGUGCUCGACCAGUGGACAACCUGAAGGGCCUUCAGUAUCCCGAGGGAAUUGCGUCCCCCAACCCGGCUCUGAACCCUAUGGCCACGGCUACCAAGUUCAAGUACGAUAAGGAUUUCUUGAUGCAAUUCCAGACCGUCUUCACAGAGAAGCCUUCCCCCGACUGGGACCAGAGGAUGCGGGACACUGUCGGCGACUCCGAGCCCGUCCGUCCGAAUGGUCCUACGCGCACUCCUUCCGGAUUGGCUCCCCGCUCCUCGUCCUCUCGCGGUGGCCUUUCCAUGUUCUCCGGUGGUGGUGCGAUGGGAAGCUUUACCGGUCCUCCCGGCGCUGGUGCUAAGGCCGCCAGCAUGAGUUCGAUGGAGCGCUUCAAGCAGUCGACUCCCAUCCCUCUCGCCGCAAAUAACCUUGGAUUUGGCCGCUCUAACAGCAACAUGGCGGGCCGCACAAACUCGAGCACUUCUCUGUCCGGAUCCGCGUCUGGUGCAUUACCUCAAAGCCCCCGUACGAGCAAUAGAUCUGCUCGUGGAAGUAGCAAGCGAGGCAACACCGGCGCAGCUCCCUCCAUGGAGAGAUCCGACUCCCGCCAGCAGGGUUCGCAACCGACCAUUCCUCUGUCUGAUGUCAAGCCUCUUCCAGUUUCGGCCAACAGAUGGACGCCAGGAAGGUUUAAGGCUGUCGACACUCCGGUAGUAGCAGCUGCUGCCCCCGGCGCGGGUCCUCCCGGUGCGGGUGCGACCGCGGUUGCGGAUGGUCUCAUGUCGCCCGAGAUGGUGCAACGUAAGGUCAAGGCCGCAUUGAACAAGAUGACUCCCGAGAAGUUCGACAAGAUCUCGGACCAGAUCCUCGAGAUCACCGGGCAGUCCAAGCACGAGAGCGACGGCCGUACCCUGCGCCAGGUUAUCCAGUUGACCUUCGAGAAGGCUACCGACGAGGCUCACUGGGCUUCCAUGUACGCAAAGUUCUGCAAGCGCAUGUUGGAGACUAUGGAUCCUAGUAUCAAGGACGAGAACAUCAAGGACAAGAACGGUGUUGUCGUCACCGGUGGAAAUCUUUUCCGCAAAUACUUGCUCAACCGCUGCCAAGAGGAGUUCGAGCGUGGUUGGAAGGUUAACCUCCCCGACCAGACCAAGGGUGCCGGUGAAGAGGUCCUCAUGCUGUCGGAUGAGUACUACAUUGCCGCCGCCGCCAAGCGUCGUGGUCUCGGUCUGGUUCAAUUCAUCGGAGAGCUCUUCAAGUUGGGUAUGCUUACAGAGCGCAUCAUGAAUGAGUGUGUUCGCAAGCUUCUGGACUUCGAAGGUCUUCCUGAGGAUGAGACCGUUGAGAGUUUGUCUAAACUUCUGCGUACCAUCGGAGGACAGCUCGACUCUUCCGAGAAGAGUAGACCUAUGAUGGAUGCUUACUUCGGUCGCAUCACAGCCAUGGUUGAGAAUAAGGAGCUGAACAGCCGUAUGCGGUUCAUGUUGAUGGACAUGACAGAUCUGCGUAGGAGAAAAUGGGAAUCGAACGAGCAGGACAAGGGCCCCAAGACCAUCUUGGAGGUUCGUGAGGAGGCCAUGAAGGCACAGCAAGAGAAGGAGGCCAUCUCCAGGGCCAAUCGGAACCGUCCUCAGCCUAGCCGUGGGCAGAAUCCGGGCGGCUUCCAGCAGAGUUAUCACGACCACAAGACCUCUGGUACUGUGAACACUGAUGAUCUUAGCAAGUUGCGAAACAGGCCUAGGCCGGCAGCAAACAUGAGCCAGUCAUUCUUCCCCCAGUCGUCGUUGAUGGGCCCCCGCAGCAAUAGCAGCAGGCGUGGAAUGCAAGACUCUGGAUCUCGCACUGCCACUCCUCCCGCUCCCGCUUCGACUUCGUCGCCGAACAUGUUCAGUGCCCUGUCCGGACAAGAUGGAAACGAUACCACGUCUCCCCCUCCCUCGAACAACAACUCGCCACAGGUAUCGAACGCAAAACCUGUCACCGAAGAGGCUUAAAAGGUAGGUUGUUGGUUACUCUUGGGGGAGGGCGUCUGGGUAUAGAAUCUUUUUAGAAUGGUGUUUUUCCGUGGGUUUGCAUCUUUUAAUUGCCGGGUCUGGGGGUAUUGCACUUUGUUCUGUGAUUUCUUACUAUUCGUCUUCCAUUUCUC